Molecule: messenger RNA, 615 nt
Organism: Necator americanus (New World hookworm)
Lineage: Eukaryota; Metazoa; Nematoda; Chromadorea; Rhabditida; Ancylostomatidae
Exons: 1
Coding region: 1-615 (204 amino acids)
Source: RefSeq, a predicted model, not a curated record
AUGGCGACUGGUGAAAGGCGAUCAAAUCUCAGGUUGCUCAGGACGUCAUUGAUUCUGGACGAAGGCGACACGCGCACGACCCGCCAUGGAGACUGUCUCAGACUGCGUACUUACGAAGCGGGAACAGUGUUCAGGGGCGCUGACCUGCAUCCCCUUCUCGGAACUGCAGAGCGCAUCAAAUUUCGCGUGAUUGCUCUGCAGGAGACCAAGUGCAGAAGGAGCGACGCACGACAGAUGAAUGACGGUACACUCGUCAUUUGUGGAGAGAAGGUUCCGUCGCGAAAUGUAGGCGGUGUUGGUUUUGUUGUGCACCCAUCUGCCGUCCAUCUCGUCGAUUCUCACGAGAUCCUGUCACCUCGUCUGGCCAUUCUUCGCCUCCGCCCUCUGCCCAAAAAAUCCAUCAGUAUCAUCAACUGCAACUCACCAACAUCAGCAGCUGAUGAUUCCGAAUUGGACACGUUUUACGAGGAGCUGGAGGAAGUAAUCCGCAACAAGAAGUCCUUUUACAAAUUCGUUGUCGGAGACUUCAACGCAAAACUAGGAAAGGCCACAGAAAAGGAAUACAGGAUCGGAAGAUUUGGACUUGGGACCGGAAUGAAAAUGGCAAUCGUGUAG